UGCUUUACGGUGUUGGUACAGGGAUGCACCAUGAAACUACAACUCCCAGGAUUUCAUAGUACUGAGCCAUGGCAGUUCAAGUGGUGCCAAACUGCAUUCCUUUUACAUUAUCGAUAUGCACAUUGCUUAUCAAAAUGACUUUUCUGGGACUUUUCUUGCAUUUGGGAUCCUGCCACAGUGGAGCUUUCUAAUUAGGGAUCUUUUGCAAGUCAUCCUGCAAAUGCUUCUCUGCUUUGAUUCCUUCAGGGUUAAAACAAGGAAGAUCUCAUAUUCCUAGAGCAGAAAGAAAGAGAUAGACUAGGGAGAAAGAUGUCCUGUUUGCUCCUCCUCCUGGAAACUGCAAAGCUUCCACAUGAAAGUCCCUUUGCUUUGCAGCAGGCUGCAGGGAAGGAGCUGGCAGAUAGUAAAAUGGCCCAGUGUGGCUCUCGAAGGCCAUUGACUCUUCACUCCAGAGUGGAAACAGCUGUCCAAAAGCCAGCGCAGAACCCAGUGACCUUUGAGGAUGUGGCUGUGUAUUUCACAGAUGAGGAGUGGGCUCUGCUGGAUCCGAGUCAAAAAAAGCUUUAUAGGAACGCGAUGUUCGACAAUUACGAGACAGUGACUUCUCUGGAGCGACUACUGAGCUUUAAGCCGGUUCUCAUCUCCUGGCUGGAAGAAGACAGAGACAAAGAAAAGCUUAUCCAGAGCUCAGCAGAAAAGGAGAGGUUUACAGGUGAUGGGAUAGUGAGUAGCAUCAAAUGGGAGGAUUAUUUUCAUUUGGAAGAUUCCACGUCAGAAGAAGAAGAAGCAGAAGAGGAAAAGGAAGACAUGGAUUUCCUUCUACAGAAAUGCCAAGAGAAUAUUUCUCCCCAAAAUGAUUGCAAUGAGAUGGACGAAGGCAGUUCCGAACUCCGUAAAGACCAUUCCUGCAACGCGCAAAGCCACUCCUUGCUCAAGAUGGAGCCACGCUCGCUUCUCCUCCUGCUGAAAGCCUACCUCCGCGCCCUGCUCUCCGUGCUCCGAUCCACCCUUAGCCUCUGCAAUGCCUAUUUGUUGAGCAUCAGCCGGCAGCAGAGGCGGAGAAAACACAUCUCCCUGGCUUUCCAGGAACACUUUUUGCGCGUCCACACAGUGAGCCGUGUGCUGCAUCGGAGGCGGACUAGAAACAGAGCCGCGCUUGUGGCACUGCUGGAUAACCAGCCUCUGCCCCGGCGCUGGUGGGUCUCCCCGUCCACCAAUCCCAACUGGUGGGAGGUCUUUGUGCGCGAAACCUACGACGACGCCAGGUGGAUCGAGCAUUUCCGCAUGAGUCGGAGCACCCUCUUUGAAAUCGCCGAGGUGCUGCGGCCCAAGCUGGAGAGACAGCGGACCAUCAUGAGAGAGGCCAUCGCCGUGGAGAAGCGCGUGGCGAUCGCGGUGUGGUAUCUUUCGAACCGGGAACGCUACCGGGAGGCUGCCAUUCAGUUCGGAAUCGGGAGGACCACCGUGGGAGAGAUCGUUCUGGAGGUUUGCUUUGCCAUUGAGCUGCUCCUCGUUCCACACGUGAUCUGCUUAGGGGAUCACCAAAAGAUUAUGGAGGGUUUCCAUAGUAUGGGCUUUCCUCAUUGCAUUGGCACCAUGGGCAGGAUCCAUGUGCCGAUUGUUGUUUUUACGAGCCACGCAGACAAGCCCGUCAGUCGCAUGAAGCUCCACACCUUCCUCCUCCAAGGAACCACGGACCACACUGGCCGAUUUAUUAACGUUGAAGUAAAGAGGAACAGGAAGAACAUCUUCCGCAACUCUGCAAUAUGCCAGGCCAUGGAUAAGGGCACUUUUGUCCCUGGCAACCCAAGAGUCACCAUGGGGGACGUACAGGUCCCACCAUUGAUCUUGGCGGACGGUUCGUAUCCUCUGCGGAAAUGGCUGAUGACGCCUUAUGAAGGCCAGACCGACCAGAGGCAGAGCGCAUACAAUGCUACUUUCAGUGCCUGUCAUAAUGUUGUAGAACAGGCCAUUUGCAGGUUGAGAAGGCGGUGGCAGUGCCUCACUGGAAGGCUCCCGGUGUCAUUGGAGAAUGCCGAGGUGAUGAUCACCGCCUGCGUUGCGCUCCACAAUAUCUGUGAGAGCAAAGGACAUGUGCUGCAGGAAGGACUGACCAUUCCCUACGAUGUCUUCUCACCUGAGAAGGAGCCCUAUCCGGACAACAAGAGGGACAAGGAAGACGGAGAGGUGGUGAGGAACGCCAUCGCAGAUUUCUUGGCUGAUCAAAGCAGCAGUUGAUUUGGGGAGAUUUUUUUUUUUUCCGUUUCAGGAGCAACUUGAGUUGCUUCUGGAGUGAGAGAAUUGGCUGUCUGCAAGGAUGUUGCCUGGGGGACGCCUGGAUGUUUUGAUGUUUUUAUCAUCCUUGUGGGAAGCUUCUCUCAUGUCUCCGCAUGGAGCUGGAGCUGAUAGAGGGAGCUCAUCCACGCUCUCCCUGGGUGAGAUUCGAACCUGGCACUUUUCAGGUCAGCAACCCAACCUUCAAGUCACAAGGCUUUAGUCCACUAUGCCACCAGGGGCUCCUAUUUGGGGAGAUAAGUGGAAUAUAAAUUGGGUGGUUGGCUGGCUGCAACUCUUACCAUAAUUCUUAUUUGCAUAUAUACAUAGGUGGGGUUGUUUUCCAUUAAAGGUUUUGGAUGUAACCUACAUGUGUUUUGUUACCUACUAAAGGAACCCAAAAGGUCCCAGGUUCAAAUCCCGGGAGCGGAAUGAGCGCCCGCUGUUAGCCCCAGCUGCUGCCAACCUAGCAGUUCGAAAACAUGCAAAUGUGAGUAGAUCAAUAGGUACCGCUCCGGUGGGAAGAUAACAGUGCUCCAUGUAGUCAUGCCAGCCACAUGACCUUGGAGGUGUCUACGGACAACGCCGGCUCUUCAGCUUAGAAAUGGAGAUGAGCACCAACCCCCAGAGUCGGUCACAACUGGACUUAACAUCAGGGGAAAACCUUUGCCCUUUACCUUUAAGGAAGAUCUAGGAGCCCCGGUGGCGAAGUGUGUUAAAGCACUGAGCUGCUGAAAUUGCAGACCGAAAGGUCCCAGGUUCAAAUUUCGGGAGCGGAGUGAGUGCCCGUUGUUAGCUCCAGCUUCUGCCAACCUAGCAGUUCAAAAACAUGCCAAUGUGAGUAGAUCAAUAGGUACCGCUCUAGCGGGAAGGUAACAGCGCUCCAUGCAGUCAUACCGGCCACAUGACCUUGGAGGUGUCUACGGACAACGCUGGCUCUUCGGCUUAGAAAUGGAGAUGAGCACCAACCCCCAGAGUCAGACAUGACUGGACUUAACGUCAGGGGAAACCUUUACCUUUAAAGGAACAUCUAACACUGAAGCCUAAUUGAUUUGUUCCUGUAAUGCAGAAAUGGCAAGUAUUGAUUGGGAAGUUACGUAAAGGUAAAGGUUUUCCCCUGACGUUAAUCUACUUGUGUCCGACUCUGGGGGUUGGUUUAUUGUGUAUUCGUUCAGUCGCUUCUGACUCUUCAUGACCUCAUGGACCAGCCCACGCCAGAGCUUCCUGUCGGCCGUGGCCACCCCUAGUUCCUUCAAGAUCAAGCCAGUCCCUUCAAGGAUACCAUCCAUCUAUUUCGCCCUUGGUCGGCCCCUCUUCCUUUUUCCUUCCAUUUUCUCCAGCAUCAUUUUUUUCUCCAAGCUUUCCUGUCUUCUCAUGAUGUGGCCAAAGUACUUCAUCUUUGCCUCUAAUAGCCUUUCUUCCAGUGAGCAGUCUUAUUUAUUUAUUUACCACAUUUGUAGCCUGUCUUUCCGAACCCCAAGAGGGACUCAAGGCGGCUUACACAGGCACUUGUCCAGUACAUAUAAACACAUAUCCAACAUAUUAAAUUUUUUACAAAAUUAAAGUUAAACAAUAACAUUAAAACCUAAUAGUUGGGCAUUAUUUCCUGAAGUAUGGACUGGUUCGAUCUUCUUGCGGUCCAAGGCACUCUCAGGAUUUUCCUCCAGCACCACAGUUCAAAAGCAUCUAUCUUCCUUCGCUCAGCCUUCCUUAUGGUCCAGCUCUCACAUCCACCAGGUUACUACAGGGAAUAUUAUUGCUUUAAUUAUGCGAAUCUUCGUUGCCUGUGUGAUGUCUCUGCUCUUCACUAUUUUAUCGAGGUUUGCCAUUGCUCUCCUCCCAAGAAGUCUUCUGAUUUCCUGGCUGCAGCCUGCGUGUUCAGUAAUCUUUGCGGCUAGAAAUACAAAGUUUGUCACUGCCUCCAUGUUUCCUUCCUCUAUUUGCCAGUUAUCAAUCAGUCCGGUUGCCAUCAUCUUGGUUUUCUUGAGGUUUAGCUGCAGCCCGGUUUUUGCACUUUCUUCUUUCACCUUGGUGAUAAGGCUGUUCAGCUCUUCCUCGCUUUCAGCCAUCAAAGUGGUAUCAUUUGCAUGUCUAAGGUUGUUAAUAUUUCUUCCAGAAAUUUUAACUCCGGCCUUGGAUUUGUCAAGCCCCACAUGUCGCAUGAUGUGUUCUGCGUACAAGUUGAAUGGGUAUGGUGAGAGUAUACAGCCCUGCCACACUCCUUUCCCAAUCUUGAACCAGUCUGUUGUUCCGUGGUCUGUUCUUACUGUGGCCACUUGGUCAUUAUAGAGAUUCCUCAGGAGACAGACAAGGUGACUUGGUAUACCCAGACCACAAAGAACUUGCCACAAUUUAUUAUGAUCCACACAAAGGCUUUAGAAUAGUCAAUAAAACAGAAAUAGAUGUUUUUCUGGAACUCCCUGGCUUCCUCCAUUAUCCAGCGGAUAUUGGCAAUUUGGUCUCUGGUUCCUCUGCCUUUUCUGAACCCAGCUUGGACAUCUGGCAACUCUCGCUCCAUGUAUUGCUGGAGUCUGCCUUGCAGGAUCUUGAGCAUUAUCUUACUGGCAUGAGAAAUAAGUGCCACUGUAUGGAAGUUUGAGCAUUCUUUAGCUUUUAAGGUUUAGAAUUCUUUAGCAUUCUGGGGGUUGGUGCUCAUCUCCGUGUUGUCUGCAGAUGUCUCCAUUGGGAGAUUUGGGAGCUGCAUUAGUCUCCUAGCAGACUUGGGAGGGCUACAUUCACCCACACACAAAAUAAAAAAGGGUUUUAAGGCUGAAAUUGCCUUCAACCAGUCUCUAGGACAGGCAUGGGCAAACUCUGGCCCUCCAGGGGUUUGGAAUUCAACUCCCACAAUUCCUAACAGGCUAACUGGCUGUUAGGAAUUGUGGGAGUUGAAGUCCAAAACACCUGGAGGGCCAAGGUCUGCCCAUGCCCAUUUUCCAAAAUUAUUUCUUAAAGAAGGAAAUUAACCACAGUGAUUGCUUCAGCUUUACACAAGCUUUAAUUACAUACGGUUACAGACUCAAAAGUAAUUUUAUUUUUCUUUUCUUACAAUUGAAAUAAUGAGCACUGGUAACAACUGCUUUACGCACAUCCCAAACAGAGCAGCAAGGCGGAACAAAUGCUACAGCAUUUUGUCAAUUCAAAAAAAAUAAAUCCCCAAACAAAACAUUUAAACAAUGCCAUGGAAUGCUUGCUUCUAAAGAAUUUCAUAUGCGUCAGAAAAUGGAAGUGAAGACCAUGGUUCGUACAAAUAUCUCAAAAUUCCAAAUUUCCAAUGGAUAAAUUAAUAAAUUAAGAGACAUUACAACCA
Molecule: messenger RNA, 5584 nt
Organism: Anolis carolinensis (green anole)
Lineage: Eukaryota; Metazoa; Chordata; Lepidosauria; Squamata; Anolidae
Exons: 7
Coding region: 310-2238 (642 amino acids)
Biological process (GO): regulation of DNA-templated transcription
Source: RefSeq, a predicted model, not a curated record